Cuscuta campestris is the source of this 1876-nucleotide messenger RNA. Lineage: Eukaryota; Viridiplantae; Streptophyta; Magnoliopsida; Solanales; Convolvulaceae. The record is from the annotation of a GenBank genome assembly.
GCUUCUGCUUCUUCACGAGUCCUCCGAGUCCUCUUAUUCAAAGUUAGUCUCUUUCUUUCCUCUUCUUUGAGUCAUGUCUGACCGCGAAGACAGCCAGAACCCUUCCGUCCAUUCUUACGGUUCUGGUGACCGGUCUCAGACUUCCGGUUCCUCUUCUUCUUCAUCCUCUGAUUCUGAGCACCCGGCUACUUCUCCACAGAAGAAGCCGGUUGAUGAUUCCACUUGCGCUCCUUCUUCUUCCGUGGCGCAAGUGGCCUCGGUUGCCCAACCCGGGGAUGAGGGCUUUAUUCAGCUGGACGACCGGUUGCUCCAAACGCAAUCGUCGGUCAUGCAGAAGGCCCAAAUCCACGAGGUGCGCAACCUGAUGCCGGACGGGUACCAAUUGACCUACCGGGCAACGUGGAAGAGCAUUAUUUCUCUCCAUGUCGGUACGUCGAUUGGUAUCCAUUACCAUUCCAUCAAGGACCUGGGUGAAUUCUCUAUUCACCCAUUCAAAGUCCUUUUCCUUGAGACAUACGGUAUCAUGCCCGGGCAGCUGGCCCCUAAUGGUCACCGUCUAUUAGGCAGUUUCAUCAAUGUCUGCCGGUUUCUUCGUAUUCCUCUCUCCCUUCGUCUCUUCGACCAUAUGUUCGAUGUCCGGCCCGGGUCCAAGGAAACCCUUGGAUUUGUGGUAGUGUCUUCUCAUCAAGGGCGGGCAUUCCUCUGUGGCCUUCCUCCUUCUAACAAGAAGUGGAAGGACAAAUACGUGUCCAUCAAAUUCCCCCCGGCCUCUUUUCCUUUUGCCCAGAAUGUCUGGGGGAAGAGAAUGAAGCGCCAAGUCAAACCAGCGGAGGCCGAUGACCUGGCUGCUUGGGAAGCCACUCUCCGGGCCGGGGAUGCCUCCACCCGUAGCCUGUACCAUGUAGGGAAGUGGAGUGUCUAUCCCGGCCGGGAGACUGAUCCUGAGCCGGAGAUUGUCCUUGCCGGGGCAAUCCCCGAAGCCAUCCCCAUCCGUCGGGUGAGGGGAUCCAAAGCACUGGCCACAGCCACCGUCGGUCCUUCACGCCCGGCGAAGAAGAAGAAAGAGAAAGUGGUGAAGUUCCAGUCCAAGUUCGCCAUUCCUCAGAUAGUGGUUGAGGAGCCCUCCACUGCUCAGCCACUCAACCCUCCAUCCAGCCAACCCCUCUUACUAGAAGAGCAACCGGCCCAAUCCCAUCAGGGGACCAACCAGCCCAUUCACUCAGGGGAACUCUACAUUAAUGUAGAUACCUUCGAGUUCGACACCCUGAUGGGGGAGACCGGGCAUACAUCCCAGGCCGGGUUGGCAGGCCAACCCAACGAGGAAGGCGAAGCCGAGGAAGAGGCUGCUGGGGAGUCCCUUCAACGGAUGAGGCGGAAGACUGAGGAGGUCAACCAGCCAUCCCACCAGGGGGCCCAGUCCUCCGACGCCGGCAAAGGGCCAAUCGUGCCUCGGUCCCUAGCUUUGAUGUCCAUGUCAGACGAGGAGCUCUUCCGAGCGUUCCGAUCCGAUUUGAAUGAGGUCGGCCGGAUUGGGGAGGAGUACUUCGCCCGGCUUGUGAAGUCAAAAGAUGAGGAGAAGGCCCGGAUGGAGGCCAUGAUGGUCAAAUGUCGGAAGGAAGCCCAGGCUGCCCGGGCCAAGGCAGAGAAGAUAGAGGCAAAAUGGACAGAGCACUGCGCGGUCUACCGUCAACUUUAUGCCAAGCAUGAUGGACUGUUGAAGGCCGCGAAAGAGGCCGAUGAGCAAGCCCAGGCCAAGAUCCAGCUCCUGGAGGCUGAAAAUGCUCGGUCGGCUGAGGAGAUCGCCUGGCUUGGAGAUGAGCUGUAGAAAGAGCGCUCAGAAAGGGCUCCUCUGGCUGCCGCCUUGGCUGUUCAGGCG